Messenger RNA from Glarea lozoyensis ATCC 20868, 2784 nucleotides. Its product is annotated as ARM repeat-containing protein. The transcript has 8 exons. Lineage: Eukaryota; Fungi; Ascomycota; Leotiomycetes; Helotiales; Helotiaceae. Gene Ontology annotation, cellular component: fungal-type vacuole membrane; PAS complex; endosome membrane. Bases 1 to 2784 code for a protein of 927 amino acids. The record is from RefSeq and is a predicted model, not a curated record. Gene Ontology annotation, biological process: positive regulation of kinase activity; phosphatidylinositol biosynthetic process.
AUGGAUCCAAGCAUCCAGCGAGCUUUGAAUGACAAGCUGUACGACAAGAGAAAAGUCGGAGCGCUCGAUCUUGAGCGAGUGAUUCGAGAUCUUGCUGCAGCAAAAGAGUUUGAUCGGAUUAAGAAGAUCAUUCAACAGCUUUGCAAUGAUUUUGCUUACGCGGUGCACCAGCCUCAUGCCAGAAAUGGCGGCUUGAUAGGUCUUGCGGCGGCGGCAAUUGCCUUGGGUCCAGAAUUAGCACGAUAUCUGGAUGAGAUUGUACCACCAGUACUAGCGUGCUUUACAGACCAAGAUGCUCGGGUACGCUAUUAUGCGUGCGAAAGCAUGUACAACAUUGCAAAGGUCGCAAAAGGUGAAGUCUUGCCUUAUUUUAACGAUAUAUUUGAUGCUCUAUGCAAGCUGGGUGCGGAUUCAGAACUGUCCGUGAAAAAUGGUGCAGAAUUAUUGGACCGACUCGUCAAAGACAUCGUUUCGGAAUCCGCGGCUACUUAUGUCUCGGUUCUUCAUACCUCUGAUGAAUCUGUCGUUGAGGGUGACAAGGAAUCACCUGACGAAUCUGUUGACCUUCCCACAGCCUUUUCGCUGGCUGAUUUUAUUCCACUUCUGAAGGAGCGGAUUUAUGUGAUAAACCCAUUCACCAGAACGUUUCUUGUUGGCUGGAUCACCCUUCUAGAUUCUAUACCGGAUCUAGAACUUGUAACAUACUUGCCUGAGUUUCUUGGUGGACUAUUCAAAUUUCUUAGCGACCCAAAUCGUGACGUUCAUGUUGCUACGCAAGGUGCUUUGGAGCGAUUCUUGAAUGAGAUAAAGCGUAUUUCGCGUAUCAAAAAAGGAAUUGCAGAAAGCCGCAACGCAAGGAGUGAAGGGAAAAGGAAACGCUCUGGGUCUAUGGAAAGCGAAGCAUCAGUUCCUCCAGAGGCUGAAGGAGACGAAGAUUCUGUGACUGCUGCGGAUGAAAAGUCUGUCAGUAGCGAUGAUGACUGGGUUCCUGGCCAAGAUGUUGCAGUCAACCAUAAGGAUAUUCUCGAAAUCCUGACGGCGAACCUUGAUGCUCCACUGGAAGAGGAUAGUUUACAAGAAUCUUUACGCUGGAUUGUUGAGUUCCUCGAUAUAGCCCCAGAAGAGGUUCUACCAUUUGCUCCGAAAAUACUUGCCCAUCUACUACCCGCCAUGGCAAGCGGUGUAGAGCCCAUUCGGCAAGCAGCUGCUCGAGUAAAUACGUCCUUAAUGGACUAUGUGGUUUCUCUCUCGGAUGAAGCAGGAACACCAGAACCAACACCAACGGUACCUUCAAAAAUCCCAACGACGGCGCUUAAAGAAAACCAGGAGCGGAGAGACUCUUCGACAAACACACGUGGCUCUAUUUCAGGUGCGAAAGAACCAGACCGACGAGAAUCUGAAGUACAGACCCCUCCACCACCUUAUAACAAAGCUCCUACCCCAACUCCACCUCCGGUCAGACCUCAGGUUGAUCUCGACUACGCUGCGGCUGUCAACUCACUGACCCUACUCUUCUUGAAUGAUCAUGAAGCAACUCGAGUUGCGGCUUUAACGUGGUUACUUAUGCUUCAUAAAAAGGCGCCGAAAAAGGUGCUAGCCAUCAAUGAUGGUACAUUCCCUGCCUUGCUCAAAACUCUGUCUGAUCCCGCUGAAGCGGUCGUUACUCGUGAUCUCCAACUGUUGUCUCAGAUCUCCAGAAACAGUGGCGAUGAUUACUUCACAUCCUUCAUGGAAAACUUGCUUCAACUAUUCUCAACAGAUCGGAAACUUCUCGAGACGCGCGGAAAUCUAAUCAUCAGACAGCUGUGCGUUAGUCUAAGUCCAGAACGAAUCUACCGUACACUAGCAGACUGCAUUGAAAAAGAGGAAGAUGUAGAAUUUGCUAGCAUUAUGGUCCAGAACCUCAACAACAAUCUCAUCACAGCUCCCCAGUUGGCGGAUCUCCGCAAACGGUUACGGAAUCUCGAGACCAAAGACGGCCAGACCUUCUUCGUUGCCUUGUUUCGAUCAUGGUGCUACAAUGCGGUGGCCACUUUCUCACUAUGCUUGCUUGCUCAGGCUUAUGAGCAAGCUUACAACCUUCUACAGAUAUUUGCGGAACUUGAAAUGACAGUGAAUAUGCUGAUUCAGAUCGACAAAUUGGUCCAAUUACUUGAAUCCCCUGUUUUCACUUAUCUACGACUACAACUUCUCGAACCAGAGAAACACCCACAUCUCUACAAAUGCCUCUACGGACUGCUAAUGCUUCUACCGCAAUCAGCCGCCUUUGCAGCAUUAAAGAACAGACUUAAUAGUGUGAGUGCGAUAGGCUACCUGCAUAUCGCACCUCGAGCGUACGUAUCUCAAUCUCGUAGUAAUAGUGUCGUCGAAGCUCUUUCCUCUCUCCAACUCCAUACCCGUCAGAAGAGCAGUGAAGCUCAUUCCUCCUCAUUUAGCGCACCUGCAAACGCGGGCCAAUCAAACUUUGACAGAUCUAGUCGGCUGAAGGGCAGAGACGAGGGCGGCAUCCGCUGGAACGAACUCCUGGAGAAAUUCAAGAGCGUGCAGGAAAGGGCGAGGAGGGCGCAGAGGCCCGGUGGGGAGCUGGAUGAUGGAUUGGCGAUGCUGGAUGGACGGUUGGGUGAGGGGGUUGAUGGGAAGGCUUAUAAAGAGUUGAGUCGAUUGCAAGGUCCGCCGCUGCCGCUCAAAGACAAUCCACCAGCUGUACAGGCUGGGAAAAAACCAACUCUGGGGAAGUUUGGGAGACUUGGUGGUGCGGUUGGUGGAGCAAGGCCAAAGAGAUGA